AUGGCCUCCGGAGCUUCAGAUGCGUCACUGCACCCCCGUACCGCCGUCUUUCCCGGGUCGGCUCCGCAAGAAUCGGCCCCGGUCGCCGAAGCCCAAGUAGACGAGACCGGCGAGCUGAGCGUGACGAAAACAACAGCAGGCGACAGAGGUUUAGAGACGACCGACGAGUUGGUGCUGCGGAAAAAAUCUUGGGCUUGCAGAGGGCGAUUCAAGGAAUGCCUGUCCGUCCUCAACCUCGUCCACCACGACUGGCUGGAGCAGCGAUCGGCCGAGUUCAAUUGGUGGACCUCGGGCCUAAAUGCCGACAAGAACGGGCCGGGAUCUCUCGACGCCCGGCUGAGCUUGCGCCCCGACGUCACAGCCGUUAUUGUUGAUGCACUCGAUGGGCUUGAGGAUGCUCUGUACACGUACCACAAGUUGGCUACUUCUGAUUCUCCCAGUCUUACCGAGGCCGAUAGUGAUUCCACUGCUUCGGAUGGGUUGGACCGUGCGCCAUCGCCGUGGUCCGAUAUGAGCUCCGGCGGCGGGGAAGGUCCCGCCUCUGCCGUUGGCGACGGAGAAGAGGAGGACGAGGAAAUAGAGGAUGCUGAGAAUCAGCAUAAAGACGCUCAUUUGCCCUUGUCCAGCGACGACUACGUCGAGCAACGAGCAUACAUUGAGAACAACUUGGUAGUCCUCAUCCGCAUCCAUAUCGCCAUUAAGCUUUCUGGCCUGAAGCUUAGGAAUAAGCGCGCCGACGAUACGCUGAAGCAAGCCAAGCAGGAUUACGAGCGACAGAAGCUCACAAUAGGAGCGCACAAGGCCCUUGCAAGCCAGGACGGAGAGCAUGAACGAUUCCGACGCUAUCUCACCAAGCUGGUGCUACGUAACGGCUACACGGAGGAUCUGAUACGAGGUUUGAGCUUCAGGAUUUACCAGUUAGCCGAGGCGGAGAGGUGUCAAGAUGUCGGAGAGUCGCGAGACUUGGAAGACUCGCAAGACCCAGAAAGUUCGCAGGAUGCCCGGGAGUUGAACGUGGGCCAAAUAGGAGAAAGCUCCGAAGUGUUGCUCCAAAAGAAGCUUUUGGUCGUGCUUCGUGCGUACUUAUGUGACCCAGCCAGGCUAACCACCGUCCAGCGCCGGCUUAUCGACGCCAAUAUCGUACGGAGAAACCGCCUUAUCCAUGCCGGCAGCGCGAGUAAGACGUCAUCCCAUGCACCGAAGGGGCGAACCGAACCCACGCCAAAGAUCCAGCCCUUAAACAAGAGUAUAGCCCAGCGGAGCUCUUUGAUGGCUGAAAACGUCACCUCAAGUUCGUAUAAUCUAGUGUCAUCUACGACAUCACGGCCUGUCACGCAGUCUAAUCAGGGCUCCCAGGCCACCAAGAGCUUUGUGGCGCAGCCUGCUACGGCUCUCGAGUCGAGGUUCAGCAUUACAGGCGCCCUGACACCUGCGGUCCGAAGCACGGCCAGGUCGGCGGGCACCAAGAUGUCGGCUCGGGUGGGACAUCUGGACUAUCCAAGUUGCCCCAUAAAGGGGGACGGCCCAUUCCCCUGCGACUACUGCCCUAUGAUUCUGCCGCAAGAAUACAGAGAGAAAGAGAAGUGGCGUGGCCACGUGGCGCAAGACCUUUGCGGAUAUGUCUGCGUCUUCGAAGACUGCGAGUCCCCCGAGGAUAUGUUUGCCUCCACGUAUGAAUGGAUGUCGCACAUGGCGCGGUCCCACUCCGAGGUCGAAUGGGUGUGCCCCCUGUGCGCCAAUCACCGCUUCCCUGCAGACGAUACCCAAGCCGCGUCCUUCCCCGUCCCCUCGCAGCUUCAGGACCACAUCUUGGCCUGCCAUCCCGCCAUCGAUGCCGACGGAGGCCUGGCUGAGCUGGAGCUAGUGGUCAGCGCAGGCCAGCGGGCCGUGGGUAUCCGCAAGGUCCGUUGCCCGCUCUGCCGGCCCGGCCUCGUGACCAGCGAGGAAGAUAUCGACGGCUCCGUCGUGUCUCCCCUCCCGGUGGGCCAAGCGGCGGGGCUGGUGCAGCUGGAGGAAGACCAGCAUAUUGCCACUCACAUUCACGAGUUCGCGCUGCACGGUUUCCCAUCGGCGGACGGCGAGGAGCUACCAGAGGAAGCGAGGGAGUCCGUUCCGUCUGAGCCAAGCACCCGUGUAGACAUGAACAUCGAACGGCUGCGGAGACCCAAAGGUUCGUUCCAAGGUCAAGCGUUCGCGUACACCAUAGAGGACACACAAGACGCGAUAGAAGAGCUGAACGCCACAUUUCUGCAGAUGCAGGCGUCUGACUGGAUACAAGCUGAGAGCUCUGUGCUGCUCGGUUUCAUGGGGGCAAGAUUGGACAAUCUUAUUCCCAGUCUCCAACUGGCACAGAGGGAAGUGGAUCUUGACGGCUUUGCGUGGGAGCUGAAUGAGUGCCAAAUCUUGGUUUCCCAGCUGAGCGACAUAUCGCCGAACUCGGACAAGGAAGGGUCACAGGUCAUAGAGCUGCUGGAAGAGUUAGACGAGAAACUGCGGCAGCUGACUUCCUUGUGCGAGACUGGUCGACAGCGUGAAGGACAGCAACUGCCUCCUCAAGACUUGCCUUUCGACCGGAAGAAAUUAUCACAAGACAAAGGUGGCUCUGAAGAUACCGAUCGUCUCGUCAAGUUCCGUCCAUCACAGGUUCCUCGCCCGACCUUCGUCGACCACUUGGGGCACACAGUCAUGGCAUCCACCGAUGGCAGAUGCAAAACCUACCACGUUGUGCCUCGCUUCGAUCUUGCGGCCGAGGGAGGCCAACUAUUUUUAGGAGGGGUCUAUCAAGAUCUCAAUAUUCUAAAGCCGGCGAUAAAUCGCCGUGAAAUGCAUCGUUUGCCUAUCCCUGAGGAUCUGCUUUACCCCAGUGUUUCACAGAAGGGCUUUCGGGAAACACGAGCCAGCAUCCGUGAGGGUAGCUUCGACGCCUGGGUAAAGAUACUCGGUUGUCUUGGUGUGGGAAGUACUGGAGGCUCCGCUACAAUCGCGGGGUCUCGGGACAAUGAGGAUACGGUAGCCUGCGAGGAGAUAGAAACGACCUACUUUGAUCCCGAUGACUCCUUUGUCCUGAACAGCUUCAACAUCGAUCCUGUUAAAAGGUACCUUGAAGGAUCUCGACACCGGACUGCCACUCUUUACAUUGUCACCGGUAUCAAGAUAGCCAAAGGACUAGACUACAACAAGUCGAACAACACUCGAGGUCAAAUUGGCGCUCAGGUCGCCAUCGAUGGCGCACAUAGCGGGGUUGCCGAAGCUUCUACUGCUGCGAAUCUAAGCGGUGAGAAUGAUCACAACCUCGAGUUUGCUGUUGCGAGUGACAUUAUCAUUGGUUUCAGAGUGAACAAGUUUCGCUGCAUCCGCCGGGUUGGUUUUGGAAAGAAAGACCGAAAGGUCAAAGACGAUGGGGUUCUGACAGGGGCAAUGAUGGCGAACGACAACGACAAUGUUCGACAAGAAUACAUAGAAGUAGAAGCGUUGGCAAUGGGGGACGAAGAUUCCGCUAUCCCUACUACCGCAAGUGAUCAGUCCGAACGCUGCGUCGUCCCUGAUUCCCUCAAGCAAAUGGCUGGUCUUGUUUGA
Colletotrichum fioriniae is the source of this 3576-nucleotide messenger RNA. Lineage: Eukaryota; Fungi; Ascomycota; Sordariomycetes; Glomerellales; Glomerellaceae. The record is from RefSeq and is a predicted model, not a curated record.